AUGAAGUUUUCAACAGACAGAAUAGCAAAAUAUAAUCGGGUUGAUGUCGACGGAACGUGCUCCUGCGUCUUUGUACCUAACACGCGGAUAAAUAACACAGAUAAUAAGGCCAUCAGAAUAAUGAUAAAUACCGAACGGAUGCUUGGAGAUAGCAACUCCAUUCGUAAGCGUAAGGCCUUCAAAUUUCACGCAAUCAAACAGUCGCGUUACUUUGAAGCUUUGAAACAACUUCCAAGUCUGGUAUCAUCCCAGCAACUGACUCAUGAUGCUAUUUUCCGAGAAGUGCUAGUGGAAUUCAAACAAGUCAAGCAAGACCUGGUAAGCAUUAAUGAUCUAGUUUUAAAAGACAUAACGCUAGAGCUGGCACAAACAAGUAAAAUCGAAAGUCAGUUAAAGGUGUCUUUGCGGAAGUUACAUCAUCACUAUAAGAAAGUUUACAAAAAGAGAGUAGUUAAUGAAAGCGCUGCUCUUUCGGAGUCUGAAAGCUGUACUGCGAUCAUUACUGAGAUACAAGAAUCCUUAGUUGCAUUGAAACAGCAAUCUGAAGUUCUCGCUCAAAAAAUCGCGGAGAAGGACAAUGAGCUACCACGAAAGAAUAGACUACUCAACGACCAAGUAUUUAACAAACGGCAUUACCCUUUACUUUUCGACGCCAUUAACAAAACAGCGCAUCCUUGUGGCUCUGCGAGCGAUGAAGAAACUGAGGCGAACGGGGCGUCACCGCGAGUGGGCGCAACUUUUGUGGGAGAUGUAGGUGCACUCAAGCCACUUAAUGCUUCUAACGAAGCUUCUGAUAUUGAACAGCUCCAACAUGACGCCAUCCAAUCUCAAAAACUGAACAAUGCUAAACGUCAAUCAAUUGUUGUUCCAAUGGCGGCUUGCCAAAUACCAAAUGUGAUGCUCACACCUCAAUUUCGCAAGGUCUCACCCGCAUCUAUUAGUACCUGCUACGAACAAGCAACUCAUGUAGCCUCGAAAGAGCAAACAGGAAACUUGGGCGACAUUUCAAAUAGUUUGCACGAUAAUUUAAGUAUUCGAAAGUAA
Lachancea nothofagi CBS 11611 is the source of this 1044-nucleotide messenger RNA. NCBI's taxonomy places the organism in Eukaryota, Fungi, Ascomycota, Saccharomycetes, Saccharomycetales, Saccharomycetaceae. The record is from the annotation of a GenBank genome assembly.